Dalotia coriaria is the source of this 4257-nucleotide messenger RNA. It is a transcript of the gene vap, whose product is annotated as RAS p21 protein activator vap. The transcript has 9 exons. Gene Ontology annotation, molecular function: protein binding. Lineage: Eukaryota; Metazoa; Arthropoda; Insecta; Coleoptera; Staphylinidae. Bases 479 to 3262 code for a protein of 927 amino acids. The record is from RefSeq and is a predicted model, not a curated record. Gene Ontology annotation, biological process: regulation of GTPase activity.
UGCGCUGUAUGCAUGUGCAGUCUGUGCGUAAAGCGCCGGAGAGCAGAGUCGCUGGCCGUCGCUCGCUUCACACAGCAGCAGCAGAGGCAGUCGAGACAGCAGAGGAAACGUCAAUAUCCUAGCCUCUUCGGUUCGUCCGCGCUGUGUGCUGCCGUGCAUCCAACGAACGCGCUGGGUAGUUCACCAAGUUUCGUCGUCUUUCGUUCUUGCCCUUGUGCGUUCGAGGGAAAACCGUAUACGAAGACAACACAAUGGGCACUCUCUGAGUCGAGAUUCCCACGGCUGUGCAAAAACAAACGCGGAUUACACUUUUAACUUACACUCUUCAUACCUAGGAAAGCAGCCAGCGAAAUUCCGCAGCAACGGCGUGCGAACGGACGACGCAUUCGCAUUGUAAUCCACUAGUGCCAAACCGGGUAUGAAUCACUGAUAAGUGCGAAUAAUCGUCAAGUGAAGAUUCCUGUGUCUGCUUCCAACGAUGGCAGAUCUCAUACGGACAAACAGCUGCCAGAGCGGUGGUAUUCUCAAAGAUAAACUAGGCUCGCCUAGCACCGGCAGUGAAGAUGGAAACGAGCCGGAAAACAACACGCUGGCGAAACCGGACGUGGACGAACCGGACCUAGGAGAUGCGGCGCCACACGCGCCGUCGGAAACGCAGUGGUAUCAUGGUCGUCUGGACCGUUAUCAAGCCGAAGAACGACUCUGGGAGGCGUCAAAACUGGGCAGUUAUCUUGUACGGGAAAGCGACAGGAAGCCCGGUUCUUAUGUGCUUUCCUACCUUGGACGCACCGGUAUAAACCACUUUCGGAUUACUGCUGUUUGCGGUGAUUUUUACAUCGGUGGCAGACAGUUUGAUUCGUUGAAUGAUUUAGUCGGUUAUUACACUAGUUGUAGUGAUCUUCUCAAGAGAGAACGUUUGGUGCAUCCUGUACCACCACCUGAACCAGUCAAUGACAAAAAGCGUGUAGUGGCUAUUUUACCGUACACCAAAAUGCCAGACACUGAUGAGUUGACUUUCAAGAAAGGUGACAUCUUUUUUGUGCACAAUGACAUGGGUGAUGGUUGGCUGUGGGUGACUGCUCAUCGGACUGGUGAGCAAGGGAUGAUUUUCAGGGAAUUGGUGGAAGAUUUGGAUGAUAGUAUUGAUCCGAAUACGGUUUUUCCUUGGUUUCAUCCAAAUUGUACUAAAAAUGAGGCUGUUGAUCUUCUUGUCAAAGCUGGGCCAGGUAGUUUUCUAGUGCGUCCCAGCGAUAAUUCACCUGGUGAUUACUCUUUGUUCUUCCACAUCAACAAUCAGAUUCAACGUUUUCGGAUAGAGAAGAAAGGCGUGCGUUAUUUGAUGGGCGGGCGGAUAUUUGAGUGUCUAGACGCUGUAAUCAACCGAUAUCGCAAGGAACAGAUUGUUGAAGGUUAUACGCUCAUGAAUCCUCUUGUUGUGGAUGGUUCAACUGAUUGGGUGCCUGAAAACGCAAACAUAAAUUCGGAAGCAGAGAAGAUCUACGCAACUCUGCGCGAAUGUCGUGAUCAAAUUGGCCUGAAAAAGAUGCGUGGCAUUAAACACCAAGGAUAUCUUCAUCGAAAGUCAGACAAGGUUACGAAAAAGUGGAAAUUAUUGUAUUUUGUUCUCCUCGUGGACGGCACCGAUACGCAUUUGUAUCUUUACGAAAAUCCUAAACGCACAAAACCAAAAGGCCUUAUUGAUUUGUCAUGCGCAUAUUUAUAUCAGGUGCAUGAUUCAUUGUGGGAACGUCCACAUUGCCUGCAAAUCGUCGAACGCGCUUUACCCUGUCUGGCGACUGUAACACAUCUCGCAGCGCCAUCAAUCGAAGACUGUCAGGAAUGGGUCAACGCAUUGAAACCCCUAUGCGUGCCACAGUUAAGCCGCGCUACCUGCAAGGUGCCGCGCCUCCGCGAACUACGAUGCCUCACGCUGCACGUGCUGGACGCGCACCGGCUGCCAUUCAAGUUUGUGCCACAGCCGUACGUCACGCUGCAGCUGAAUAAUCAGGUGCGGAUCGCGCGCACCCGUGUCAAGUCGGGCCCGGAUCCGGUGUGGGACGAGGAGUUCAUUAUCGACGACGUGCCAUGUGAUAUAGUUUCGUUUACGCUCAUUGUGCACAACAAAGGUAAGCGCGGUAAGGACACCGAAGUCGCCGAACUGCACAUCGACCUGCUCAGUUUGGGCAACGGCGAAGAGAAGGAGGAGUGGUACUCGCUUUCCGGAUUGACUCCGAUUGGCGAGUGGGGAUCGCUAAGACUCCGGACGCGUUAUUUGCAUGAUUUAGUCAUGCCGGCGGAGGAGUAUAGUCCUUUACAGCAGUUGCUCCUGGAGCCGGGUUUGGCCUCAGUGAAAACUUUGGCGGAGGUUUGUCAUAAUGACAGAGCACCACUUGCAACGGCUUUGUUGAGGGUAUUCCGCGCGGAAGGACGCGAAACUGAGCUGCUUGUUGAGUUAAACUGCGCGGAAGUUGGAAGAGAGUCGGAAACAUCGACGUUAUUCCGCGCUGCGUCGCUGCCUACAACUUUAAUGGAUCUUUACAUGCGCGCUGAAUGCGGCGGGUUUCUACAGGCGGCCGUUUUGGAAACUGUGUUGCGUUUGUUGGAAAGUAAACAAAGUGCUGAAUUGAAUCCUACUAAAAUGGAUUCUCCGGAUGAUGCCUGCAACAAUGCUGAAUUUUUAUUGGAAAUACUUGAUCAGAUAACUUACAGUAUAUUUGUAUCUCUGGAAGCUUGUCCUAAGUCUGUACGGUAUAUCUGCGGGUGUUUGCAAAAAAGCGUAAUGGCAAAAUGGCCGAAUGAAAGAUUCGUACGCACAAGAGUCGUGUCAGGAUUUAUUUUCUUGCGGCUUUUAUGCCCGGCUCUGCUCAAUCCGCGUCAAUUUGGUUUAGUCAACGAACAGCCAAGUCCCGCCGCCACAAGAAGUUUGGUUAUGGUUGCCAAAUGUUUACAAAACUUGGCAAAUCUCGUCGAAUUUGGUGGAAAGGAACCUUACAUGGAAGUAGUAAACCCUUUUAUUCUAAAAAACAAAGAACGCAUGGUAGUCUUUCUGGAUCAAUUGUCCGGCGUCGCAGAUCCCGGGGAACCACGCAUCACAGCCAAACCGGACACGGCGAAAGAACUCGCCACACUACAUCAUAUAUGCGUCGCACACCUCGCCGAGCUGCAGGCGGUCGCCAAGGUAAAUCCGAGUAUUAAAACACUCGUCACCGUCACCGACAUGCUAGCAAAGCACAAGCAGAAGUACAUGGAGAUGAUCAGAUAGUGAUCCGCUUCGUGCGUGAGUAUUCCUCCUUUCGACUAUCCGCCAAUUUCUACUCCUACUUAUCCUGCGACAUGUGAUCUUUCUACCGUUUCUAACUUGUUCGUAGCCUUUAUAAACAAAGAACAAAAUUGCACCAGUAAAUAUGUCAAUAUUAUACUUAAAGUGAGCGUUUCUCGGCUCAAGGUGUUAAGAAUGGCCAUAUGACAAUGCACUCACAUAACAGACACACUCAAUUACCAUUUACAAUUGCCAAAUAAUCAAAACAUUCACAUUCAUAAUUUUUUGUGUCGAUUUUCACCGUAUACAUACAGACAACACACGAUAAACACAAAGAAAUGUCAAAAACGUCAUCGUCUAAGUCAGUAACAAUAAGUAGGUUUGCUUAUUAGCCAUUUGUAGAAUAUAGUGAAGUGCGUACAUUACGAAUGAGUAAGAGUAUUUGAUUUUGUUCGAGCGUUUGCAUCACGAUGCGCUCGUGAUUAUGAGGCAUACAAAUUAUACAUAAAUUAUUACGUGUGUGGUACAUAUAUAAAUUUAUAUUAUAUAUCAGAAUGUUAUGUAGAACAUUUCAAGAAGCGAUCGCGGAACGUAACGGAGAUAAAAAUCAUUAGAUCAUAAAUGAGAUGAUACAUUCAUUGCUUACUAGUCUUAAUACAAAUGAAUAUAAUGUAUUAUUAUUAUUAGUGGUAGUAUUAUGCAUUUAUUGCGUUUUGUGUCAUGGUUGACGAAACGAGUCACGAAUAUUUUUGCUCGCAUCAAAGUAAUUUGAACUUAAAGUUGUGAAAUUUCAUGUUCCAUCAGGCGAUUGUCUUGCAUUUGACUGAGCAGUUUUUGAUUAUUGAUAUUUUAUUGGAUAUACACAUUUAUUAUACACAUAGAAAUUUGUAAUAGGUAUUUACAAAUCGUGCAUUUACCCCCUUCGAAAAUUAUUGGAUUUUUCUAUUUGUAUAUGAAACUUAUUACUUUUUGUGUAAAUGAAAAUGAAAUCAAAACAA